AACAAUCUUACAAAGAACUGUGUAAGGGAAAGAAGAAACAGCCACCUGACAAUGAUUGUCUCCUAUCAGUGAACUGACUUUAAGUUCACCCUUACUACUCCAAGCGCUCGUUCUGUAUAUUGAAAUACUCUGCCGCCCUCAGAAACAAGAGUGACAGCCGGCAAGGCCAAUCAGAGGAGAAAGCGGCUGCUCGAGGCGGUCAGUCAGAAGUAUACCACGUGUAAGGGCGGAGCCUGUGCCAAAAUAAACAGGUGUGUGCGUGGCGCAGAUCAGUGAGGGUGUGAUCGCAAGAUGGAGAUGACCAGGAUGUGGUUCCCACUCUUAUGUAUCCUAUCACUGACUGCCCAUUUCUGUACAAUUCAGGCUGAAGACUGUUCCAUGAGGAAACUCUACAAUAUUGAGGAUGAAAAAUUCUGCAGUAAAGAUUUAGAUAUCAUAUAUCCAGAUAUUGGUAUUGUGUCCUGCAUUUAUAUCCCCAACUGCUUUGACUUUUCUCUGAGCCUCUCCAAAGAGUGGAAUCAUCCUUUAGUCAGAUACUCCAAAGCCCAACCGGGAGUAAACUACAUACUGAUUAUGGUGGAUCCAGAUGCACCAUCCCGUCAGAACCCCAAAUACAGAUACUGGAGGCACUGGCUGCUUACUGAUAUACCGGGCUGGCAGCUUAUUUCUGGACAAGAUUUGGAUGGAGAUGAUAUAUCAUCCUAUCGUCGGCCAAGUCCACCUCCAGGGACCGGCUUCCACAGAUACCAGUUCUACCUCUAUGAGCAGCCUAAUGGGAUAAGUCUAUACUUCCUCCCUGAGGAAUUAAAGAGAGGCAUGUGGGAUUUCGAAGCCUUUGUUCAGCGCAGCAACCUAGGAAAGCCCGUGGCCACCACCCAGUUCAUGGCUAUGAAUCACAUUCAGUAGAAUACAGUAAACAAGGGCAGGCAACACCUUUAUGACCUUCCUAUGAUAAUGUGAGGCUAUUGUGUUUAGGCAUACCAGUUAUUACAGUCAACUAUGAUUUUUUGUUUUUUGGGCAACACUACAUAAAGAGAUAUUAGCACAAAUGAAA
Messenger RNA from Xenopus laevis (African clawed frog), 1054 nucleotides. RefSeq names its product phosphatidylethanolamine binding protein 4 S homeolog (gene pebp4.S). The transcript is spliced from 7 exons. Lineage: Eukaryota; Metazoa; Chordata; Amphibia; Anura; Pipidae. The record is from RefSeq and is a predicted model, not a curated record. Bases 292 to 906 code for a protein of 204 amino acids.